Molecule: messenger RNA, 1375 nt
Organism: Topomyia yanbarensis
Lineage: Eukaryota; Metazoa; Arthropoda; Insecta; Diptera; Culicidae
Exons: 1
Coding region: 138-929 (263 amino acids)
Molecular function (GO): nucleic acid binding; zinc ion binding
Source: RefSeq, a predicted model, not a curated record
AUGCGUACAAGUCUUCCAACAACCGUGCAUAUGGCGAAUGGGGGUUCCCAGAGCCAGUACCGUAUCAGUAAGUAAUUCAACUGACUGCUGCAUGGUUGCUCCCGGUCCGGCAAAACUUAGUUUUCAAACGAAAUAAAAUGGCUGCCAGUGUCUUUUCCCGGCUGGAUCCGUUCGACUGCCGGAACGGUGAUUUCGACUAUUACCUCGAACAGUUUGAUCACUUUUUGGUGCUAAACUCGAUCGAUGAUGAAACCAAAAAGAUUCCACUGUUCAUCUCCAGUAUUGGGCAGGAUGCCUACAAAAUCCUGAAAGAGAGCUGCGCCCCGGCAGAUCCAAAGGAAAAAUCUUUCGAUGAGCUGAAAACAUUGCUGCUACAGUAUUUCGCACGUCGGCAGUUCUAUGGCAGAAACCAGAGACAAGGCGAGCAGCUGGGAGCGUUCAUCAGCGACGUGAAGAAACUUUCGCUCAAGUGUAACUUUGGACCAUUCGCAAAGGAAGCUUUGCGCGAUCGAAUCGCGUGUGGAAAGGUACCGGACGAUAACGGCGAUAAGAAAGCGCCAGUUGUUCCAGCUGGUCCUUCGCGAGGAGCUGCCACGGUGCAAAACAAACCGGUAACGGUGGCUGCAGCAGGGCCGCAUCCGAAACAAACCAACAAAACUGCAGCAGUCAGCAAAGCGAAGGAAGUUGCAUUACCCACCAAGGUAACAACCAAGGGAGGAACCAAGUCGGGGGAACAUGGCGAACAUAAGUGUAAAAUCUGCGGUCAUCCUCACAAGGAAAACGAAUGCCCACAUAAGGAUAGUUCUUGCUUCCUGUGCCGUAAGAAGGGUCACAUAGCGUCCGUAUGCCGCGAGAAGAAUAAGCAGGCGGGGCAGCAACCGGUGCAAGUCCAUGUUCACGUGCAGCAGAAUACGGCAAUGAAAAAUUGAGUUUAACCCUGGCUGAUUACCGGUGGCGUGAAGUGUUGCAAGAAGUGAUUUUGAAGCGAGCUUCAGUGCUAAAACGUGAUUCGUGAUAACUUUUUACUGUAUCAACUGUUGAGUCACUCUGAGGUACUCAAACGCUGCAGUUUAUUACCUUUGAGGAACAUUUCACUGUGUGAGAGAUAUGCAGCUUAUUUUGAUUGUUUCGUAGAAAAUAUCGAAAGCGUCGAAAGGUUCCAAUUUCAUGACGAGUACUUUUCGGUGCUUGUGUACUAGUUAUGUUAAGUCCAGAAGUCCAGUUCAUUAGAAUUCAAAGUUUAUUUUUUAGUUUUGACUCAAAUUAUUCAAUUUUUUAAAAAGAUUGUUUGAAAAUUGCUGCUAUACAUAAAACAAAGUUUUUUUUUGUUAUAUUAGGCCUUAAAUAAAGAAUAAAACUUUUAUUUUAAUAAUUA